Sitodiplosis mosellana (orange wheat blossom midge) is the source of this 1104-nucleotide messenger RNA. RefSeq names its product glutathione S-transferase 1-like. Bases 391 to 1104 code for a protein of 237 amino acids. NCBI's taxonomy places the organism in Eukaryota, Metazoa, Arthropoda, Insecta, Diptera, Cecidomyiidae. The record is from RefSeq and is a predicted model, not a curated record. The transcript has 3 exons. Gene Ontology annotation, biological process: glutathione metabolic process. Gene Ontology annotation, molecular function: glutathione transferase activity.
UGUUGUGUGAAUAAAAAUAAGGGAAACUUGUUCACAUUUUCUUAAAGAUAAUUCUUUUGAAAACUUCAUUCAAUCGUUGAAUCAAAGUUCGAAAAAAGUAAUUACGACGGUUUAAUUCACAAUUGUUUUCAAACUUUAAACACUUUUCUGCAGAAUUGUGUCAAGAGCGAGUAUUAAGGGAAGAAUUGGAGCGAGCAACAAAAAAAAAACAUUUGAAACAAACAGUGGCUCGAAAAUAUUGGAUAAAAAGAAAGAACUUUCCAGUGAAAGUGCAACAUAUACGGCAUACACAUACUCUUUGUAGCACUGUGAAAUAUUUGUAAAACAAUAAAAUAUUCAUUAUUCGAUGGACGGACUGUGAUUCGAAAAAACAUAUAUGUAAAGCAAUAUAUGGCUUUAUAUUUGAAAUUGAAUAACCAUUCAAUUAUGUCCGAAAAGCCAAUUUUGUAUAUGGUACCACCGAGUCCACCGUGUCGGGCCGUUUUUUUAACUGGUGCCGCAUUAGGAAUAGAUUUUGAAUUGAAAACCGUGGACUUUGCGAAUGCAGAACAUAAAUCGGAGGAAUAUCUGAAGAUGAAUCCAAUGCACACUGUGCCACUUCUGGAUGAUGAUGGUGUAUUGAUAGCCGAUAGUCAUGCAAUUUGUGCAUAUUUGGUGGAUAAAUAUGGUGCUGAUGACGAUUCACUUUACCCUAAAGACUUGGCUAAACGCGCUCAAAUCAAUUCACGUAUGCACUUUGAUUCAAGUCAUCUCUUUGCUCGCUUGAGAUUCAUUUUGGAGCCAGUGCUUUUUCAAAAGGCAACUGAAACGCCGGAGGAUCGUAUCAAGAAUGUCGAAGCUGCGUGGGAUAUUUUGGAGUGUUUUCUCUCUGAAUCACCAUAUGUUUGUGGCGAUGAUAUGACUAUUGCUGAUUUCUGUUUGGUCGCAACUGCGUCGUCUUUGACUGAAAUCGUGCCAUUGGACCCAGACAAUCAUACAAACAUUAUUCAAUGGAUUGACCGCCUCUCGGAAUUACCGUACUACGAAGAAUUGAAUGGCGCUGCUGGCAGAGCACUGCAAGCCGCUUUCUUUGAUAAGCGUACUAACAAUGCCGAAGAAAAUUGA